Molecule: messenger RNA, 6540 nt
Organism: Didymosphaeria variabile
Lineage: Eukaryota; Fungi; Ascomycota; Dothideomycetes; Pleosporales; Didymosphaeriaceae
Gene: MLP1
Product: Protein mlp1
Exons: 2
Coding region: 1-6540 (2179 amino acids)
Biological process (GO): protein import into nucleus; mRNA export from nucleus
Cellular component (GO): nuclear pore
Molecular function (GO): structural constituent of nuclear pore
Source: RefSeq, a predicted model, not a curated record
AUGGCUGCGACUGCAGUUGACGUCGGCUACAUUGCCGCGUCCUACGCGAUCCCAGAGACGAACAUCCGGUCACUAUUAUCCGAACCCAGCGUCGAGCUCGUUCAGUCGCUGCUUGUACAGAUUGAGGCAAAGGCACGCGAGUACGACGAGCUGCAAUCAGAGAAGCUCCGCGCCGACAUCGAGAAUGAGACGGCAGUCCGCGCUGGAGAAGCCCGCGCACGCACUCUCCAGGCGACCGCCGACAAAGCCGUGAAGGAUGCAGAGGAGCUGCGCCAGCAGCUCGCACAGAAAGAAACAGCCCACCAGCAGCUUGAGACGCAGCUGCUGACGCUCCAAGCGAGUACCUCAAGCUCGUCGUCUCAGGUCGAUGUACUAGAAGCCCGCGUACGAAGCCUGGAAAGCCAGAACCGUGACACUGUUGCCCUGCACGAAGCGAAAUCCGCCGCCUAUGACCGCCUCGCCGAAGAAUUGUCGGCCCAGCACCAGAAGCUUGUCGCCCUCCGCAAGCAGGUCUCUGAACUGGAAGACAAGAAGCAGGAGCUCGAGGCUGGCGCCAAGGAUGUGACUUUCCGCGAGAAUAACCUGCGUCAGGAAAUCGACCAGCUCCGCUCCAGCAACGAGUGGUACGAAGGCGAGCUCAAGACGCGCUCCGCCGACAACACUCGCUUCCGCAAGGAAAAGAAUGCGCAGAUUGCGGAACUACAACGCGCCAACGCCGAUGCAACUCAGACGAUAGACUCGCUCCGCAGCAAGGAAACAUCGCAGACCAAGCGCGUCGAAGAGCUUGAACAGCGUGUCGAACAGUCGCUGCUCCGUAUCCAACAACUUCAAGAAGAGACUGCGCAGAACCAACAGUCGUUCCGCGCCGAGCUGGACAACAGCCGUCGCCUUGCUGAACUGUGCGGAGAGCGGGAAAAGACCGCUAAGAAGCGCCUGGAAGAGAUUACCGAUGAGUUCCGGGAUGUCAAGGAUGCAGCGGCCUUCGAGGUAGGUAAGCUACAGGCCGAAUGCGACUCUGAAAAGAGCAAGGUCGUCCAGUAUGAAGCGAAGCUCGCCGAAGUCGAGUCUUUGGUAGAGACUCAAGAAUCCCAGCUAUCCGAGCUGAGGACAUCCGUUCACGUCCCACAUACUCCUCGUCGCGGUAUGAACGGUGCUUUCGGCACCCCAGCACGGGCUGGUUCCCCCAUGAUCUCUACACCGGGCGGAUCGAAGAAGGGCGGCUUGACGGUGACCCAGCUCUACGCCGAGAACGUAAAGCUCAAGGCAGACCUUCGCAGCUCUGAGGAGAACAGGACGGAGCUGCGUGAACAAGUCAACGACAUGCUUCAGUCAAUGGAAGAAAUCUACCCGGAAUUGGAGGAGCGGAAACAAGAGAUCGAACGGCUGAAAUCCGAAUUCGCGAAUUUGUCGGGUAACUUGGACGAUGCUCUUACUGCGAAGGACGCCGCUCGGAAGGAAGCCCGAAAGAAGGAUGGCGAUAUCAAGGGUCUCGAGCAGCGACACCAGAUUGACCGGCAAAUCAUCACCGACAUCACAUUCCAGAACAAACUCUUGCUUCUCGAGCAACAGCGUCGAGAAGUCGGUUUGGAAGCCCUUUCUCCGGAAGACCUGCGUUUCCUCGAAGAGACCAAGGACAACACAAUUCCCGAACAUAGACUGGAUCAGAAUGAUACACCCACGAGCCGUUCGCUGACCCAGCAUCUUGUCUUGUAUAAGAAUAUUGAUGAGUUGGUCCAGCGCAAUCAUGACCUGUUGCAGCAAGUUUCGAACUUCACUCAAGUCUAUGAAGGGAGGCAAGCACAGGAAAAACUUGAAGAGCAGGAGCGUGUCAAGCGAGAACUCGAAGAGUUCCGAGAGAAAGCUGCACAGUAUGAAGACAGGAUCAAUUCGCUCGAAAACACCGUGAACCUACUGACUAAGGAGCGCGAUUUGUGGCGCCGUACCGCCACGAACCAAGGCCACCGAAGUGGAGGCUCUGACGCAGCGUCAAUAUUCGAUGGAACCCCACCACCAGGAAACAGUAUCUCCAAUACGCAGUCUGCGGAAGCCGUCCAGAACAGCAACCUUUUCAAAGAGCUUCAGAAGUCGUUAGAUAUUCUAAGGGAAGAGUCUGUCACUGAUCGUGCGACGCUCAAGCACCAGAUCGACGACCUGACCAAGGAGAUCCGCCAGCUGCAGCACGAAAAUGUGCGACUCGAAAGCAAGCAACAGGUGGCUCAACAGUGGCAUGAUCAACAACAACAUCGCAUCGCUGCUUUGGAGUCGCAGAAGGACUUAUUGCAGAAACGCCUGAAUGCUGCACAGGAUCAACUCGCUAGCAGUGAUCUCAAGUUCCAGCAAGUCAUGGAAGAAAACGUCGAGUGCAGGGGCCAGCUCGAGAGCCUUGAGCGCGCUAACACUAACUUGAAGGCCUCGCAAUCGAUAUGGGAGACAACUAGGAAUCGUUUGGAAGGCGAGAUCAGGACCCUCAACGAAACCAAGAGUCUCCUGAACAAGUCCUUGGAAGAGAAACGGAACGACUACAACGAGCAGACUUUGAUGCAAGCUGAGACUCGACGAUUGCUUGAGUCUCGAGCCAGCUCGCUGGAGGUUGAACUUUCAAACGCACAACGGAAGCUGCAGGACGAAACGGAAGAACACAAGAGGAUCACUAUACGAUUUGAGCUUGAUCAGACGGACAAACAGAGGAAGAUAGACGACUUGCUUAAAGCUGCCAACGAAGUUCGUCAAGAGCUUGCGUCUGUCCGAACUGCUCGAGAUCAACUGCAAGUUCGCGUGGGCGAGUUGCAAUCCGACUUGCGCCUUGCUGAGGAUCGUGCUCAACAGGCACCCCGCGCCAACGGUGCUGCAGCAGCCGACGGAGAGGAAGAAGAAGAGGGGUUCAGCCAUGAAGAGCAGCUCAAGGUGCAACUUGCCGAUCUCAAACGCGAUUAUGAACGUACGAGAGAGAAAUUGGAGACCGCCGAAACGCACAUUGAGACUUACAAGAAUAUCGCUCAAGAGAAAGAAGAGCAGUUGGAAAGUUUUGUUGAGGCUCAUGACCAGAUGGAGCAGGACUUGAACCGGACGCUACAGGAGAAGGAAUCUGAGAUUGAGGAUCUCAAAAAGCGGGUUGAAGAAUUCUCGUCUGAGCUCGCCACUACCAGCACCGAGCUCUCCAACCUCCGCAGCAACCAAGAGCAGGAGAAACUAGAGCUUACCCAGCAAAAGGAAGCACUCGAGGCUGACAUUGCCCGUAUCCAGAGCGAUGUAAACGAGUACGAGGCUGCCAUGGAGACCCAGAAACAGCUCGUUGUAUCGCAAGCCGAAAUCGCGAAGCGCGCACAAGCUGACUAUGAGAACGAGCUCGCGAAACAUGGGGAGACCAUGAAGACUUUGCGAGCGCUCCGUGAACAGUUCAAUACCCUCAGCACCGAGAUUACCCAGUACAAGACCGAGGCAGAGGCUGCUCGGGUUUCGUUAUCGCAGAACGAGGAGCAUUGGUUAUCGAUCAAGGAGCGCCAGGACCGCGAACUUAGAGAGGUCCGAGAAGAGAAAGACGGGCUGAACGGACAGAACAAGACCCUGUACGAGCAGGUCGAUACCCUCAACAACACGAUCAAGACACUGCAGGACAACCGCCUUUCCGUUCCCGGAGGACAAGCAGAUAGCAUCAGCCUCGACUCCAGCCUCAGUGGCUUGCAAGCACUUAAUAGAUCACUUCGCAAUGAUAAGGAUAUCCUACAGCUCAAGGUCAACGGCAUGGAACUUGAAGUCCAGCGGGUCCGUCAAGAACUUGCAACAAAGCAGGAGCAACUCGAGCGAUCAAACGAAAAACUGCUCGCCGAACAGGCUCACUCUCAGAGUCGACCGAACGACGCGAAGUUCAAGGCUUUGGAGGAGAGUGUGGGGCAACUCAACCUCUACCGCGAGAGCAACACCACUCUUCGGAAUGACAUCCAACGCUUGGAGGCUCAUUGCAACCAAAAGGAUAAGGAGCUAGAAGCUCUUCGAGCACAGCUUCAACCUCUACAGGCCCGGGUCUUCGAGCUUGAGGGUGAACUUGAAUUCACGAGCGGUCAGUUGAAGACAGUUGAAGAAGACCGUGAACGUUGGCAGAAGCGACACCAGGACGUACUUCAAAGAUAUGACCGCAUCGACCCCAAGGAGCUGGAAGAUCUGAAACAACAAAUCGAAACCCUCAAAACUGAGCGCGACCAAGCAUCUCAACAAGCCGAUGAGGGUUUUGAAGAACGCAUCAAAGCUGCCGAGGAGGAGGCCGCGAAGCAGAAGGCGGAGGCUGAGCAGGCACACGAACGGAGAAAGAACGUCGUGGCUGAUGCUAGAGAGAAGAUUGGAGCGCUUAGAACCCAAGUGAAAGAGGCUGAGACGAAUCUUGCGAAUGCACAAACGGAACUCGCAACGGUACGAGAGGAGUUGCAGUCGGUACGCCAAGAACGUGACGAGGCACAGGCGAAGGCGAACGCUAGCAGUGAUGUUGUGAUGGAAGAAGAAGGCCAGGUCGCUGAAAGCAACGCUGGCUUAUCGUCUGAAGAAAAGGAGCAGCUGGAAGCUCGGGUGAGGGAGGCGGAAGAUCGGGAACGGCAGCAGACGAACCAGCUUGAAGAAUUGCAAACAAGGGAUCGCACGCUCGAAGGCCAAGUUGUGAGUUCUUCGUUUGCGAAUAUUGCGUGGACAUCGUUAACCACUGACCAGGCGGAGUUGCAACAGCGCGUUGGUGUCCUUGCCAAAGAAGCUCAAGAUGCAAAGGACGACAAAGCGCGUGCCGAUGCUCAAGUCGCACAGUUACAGUCCCAACAGAUUCCUAUACAGCCCACUGAAACCACGUCGUCUUCAGAGCUGGUUGCGCAAUUGAAGGAAGACCUUGCUGCACGCGAGAAAGAAGUGGAAGAUCUCCGCACCCAAGCAGAGAUGGCAGACUCAUUCGUUGGUAAUGGCGAGGAAGCCGGCGCGAAACCUCGCACGGAACCACCUACGGAGCAAUUUGGUACCGAGAAAGCUGCCCUUGAAGAGCGAACAUCUGCCCUCGAAGAGCGCGAGGCUGCGUUGGCGAAGGCCGAGUCCGAUCUGCAGCAACGCAAAGCUGAAAUUGAAGCUGCCCAAUCUUCGGAGAAUCAUGCUGAGCCUGCUACUGAGCCACAAAAUGAUAGCCCUUCGCAAGCUGACCAGAUUGCUGCAAUGAACGUGAAAAUGGAGAACUUGAAAGAGAAGGCAAAUGCAAAGAUCAAGAAGAUUUCGGAAGAAAAGCGGAAGACGAUUGAAGAGAAAGACGCCGAGAUAUCACGUCUCCAGGAAGAGGUGGAUCGACUGCAGAAGGAGGUGGAGCGAUUGCAGACAGAAGUCGAGCAGAUGAAGCAAGCUCCUCCAGCUUCGACAGUCCCCGGUCCUGAUGCAUCCGAUCUUGAAAUUAAGGAUUUCAUCAAAAACAGCAAGACAGUGAAGGAAAUCAUAGACAGAAACAUAAGGACCAAGGUGGAGCAGAGGAUUGAAGAGGUGACCGCCAGUGUCCGAGCAGAGGAACAAGCAGCUCUAGCACAGAAGAUUGAGGACGCCAAGACAGCGGAGAGGAAUCUGGUUGAAACGAGAACCAAGGCCAAGCUCAGCAUGGCUAAGAACAAGACUGACGGCCUUACUGCCAAAUGGAACGUUGUCGUGGCAGCUACAAAAGAUACGCCCGAGAAGCCCAUCAAAGACGUCUUCGACGUAGCCAACGCUGCCAAAGCUACAGCUCCAGCACCGAAGACAGACCCUACCCCAACCCAGCCAUCUGUCGCUGAAGGCGCACAGUCGCAAGCACCUGCUGCUACAACAACCGCUCCCGCGCCCGUAACGCUUGGACAACAACAACCCCAAGCUGCUGCAGGUGCCGGUCCUCAAUCGAACGGCUCAAACAUCAACACCUUGGGGCAGUUGCCCAACAAUCAGUCUGGUCUCGGCAAUCCCUUCGUGCAUUCUAUGAACCAAGGUCUGAACCAGAAACAAUUUGGUUUGGGCUCUCAACAGCAGGGUGGAUUCGGAGCACCGAACCCGUUCCAGAACCAACAGCAUCACAGCCGCCCCAAUUCGCCGUUCGGCCAGCUACAACCACACAUGCAACAGCCGAUGCAACAACAGCCGACAAUGCAGCCGUACCAGCCUCCACGGGGUGGUCAGAACAUGAACAUACGUGGUCAAUCAAGCAUUCCUCGUGCUGGCUCCGGUAUUCCUAUUCCGGGCGGCGGCGGCGGCGGCCGAGGCCGAGGCGGUCAACAGCAGCCCAUGCUAGGUCCAAACGCAGGUGCGCAGGCUAAUCAGCAGCAACUACGUGGCGGCGGCGGGGGUCGAGGACAACAGGGAGGUCGAGGACGCGGUCAACAGCCUGGUAGUCCCAUGAACCCGGGGGCGAACGCGUUUGUGCCUCCAGGGCCUGGCGGGAAGGGCCAGAAGCGCGGCGCUGAAGACGAUGGGACUCAGCAGCAACAGCAGCAGCAGCGCGGGAAGAGGCAUCGGGGUGGACGUGGUGGUGGAGGAGCGGGAGGCGAUGGAGCCUCUGCGGAGUAA